UGUGUCCACCGGUGUAUGAAGAGAGGACAGAGGGGCAGGAGAGAUUAACAGCCGUCUACAGCGUAAAGAGACCUGAGCCGGUCCUCAUGGCCCAGUUCGGAGGGCAGAAGAACCCUCCGUGGGCGGCUCAGUUCGCCGCUACAGCGGUAUCCCAACCCGGAGCUCUCGGCGUUCAACAACCUUCCCUUCUGGGUGCCUCUCCCUCGAUGUACUCCCAGCAGUCCGCUCUGGCAGCAGCUUCCCUUAACACACAGUCAGCCGCCAACUACCAGCUGUCGCAGCAGACUGCAGCGCUGCAGCAGCAAGCCGCAGCGGCUGCUGCAGCUGCCUUGCAACAGUUACCACAACCUCAGCAGGCCUUGCUCUCACAGCCUCCUGUAGCCUUACCCACCAGCCUGAGUCUGUCAAACCCUCAGCCCACCGCCCAGAUCACCGUGUCCUACCCAGCACCACGCUCCAGCCAGCAGCAGCAGACCCAACCGCAGAAACAACGCGUCUUCACAGGUGUCGUCAACAAACUGCACGACACCUUUGGCUUUGUGGACGAGGAUGUCUUCUUCCAGCUCAGUGCAGUGAAGGGGAAGACUCCCCAGGUUGGAGAUCGUGUGCUCGUGGAAGCCGUCUACAACCCCAACAUGCCCUUCAAAUGGAAUGCUCAGCGAAUCCAAACUUUACCUCAAUUGCCAAACCAGUCGCAGAGUCAAAGCCAGCCUCCCGGUCCAAACAUGAUGAAAAGUGGUCCAGGUAUGCUGCAGUCCCUUCCUCCCCCGACCUCGUUUAGCGUCCCCGCGCAGGGACCCCCUCCAUCUCUUCUGCAGGCCCAGCUUUCUGCAGCCUCUCUGGCCCCCCUGCUCCAGAACCCUCCCCAACCACUGCUUCCACAGCCCCCACCGAAAGGCGGUCUCUUGCAGCCCCCCGUGCGGAUGAUCCCACAGCCACAGACGGUGAGGCGCAUGGACCCCUCUCCACGCUUCCCUGGCCGAACUGACCGACCUGACCUCAUCCUUAGGAAAGAUGAUCGCAGUCGUGAGAGAGACAGAGAGAGGAGGAGAUCAAGAGAACGUUCGCCAACGCGGAAGCGUUCUAGAGACCGAUCGCCUCGGCGAGAACGAUCUCCGCGACGACCCCGUAGAGUCGUCCCGAGAUACACCGUACAGUUCUCCAAGUUCUCUCUGGAUGGGUAUAGCUGUGAUAUUAUGGAGCUGCGGCGUCGAUACCAGAGUCUGUACAUCCCCAGUGAUUUCUUUGAUGCUGUAUUCACCUGGGUGGACGCUUUCCCCCUCACACGACCCUUCCAGUUUGGCAACUACUGUGGCUUUCACAUCAUGCACAAAGAGGUCGACUCACUGGUCAAAAACACAGCUGUACUGGACCCACCAGACGCCAACCACACCUACAGCGCCAAGGUGAUGUUGUUGGCCACGCCCAGUCUGGAUGAGCUCUAUCAUAAGUCAUGUGCUCUGGCUGAAGACCCUCAAGACAUCAGAGACUCCUUCCAGCAUCCUGCUCGCCUCAUUAAGUUCCUGGUAGGGAUGCGUGGUAAAGACGAGGCCAUGGCUAUUGGAGGUCACUGGUCUCCAUCUCUGGAUGGUUCCGAUCCAGAGAACGACCCGUCGGUGCUAAUUAAGACGGCUAUCCGAUGCUGUAAGGCCCUCACUGGCAUUGACCUGAGUCUGUGCACUCAGUGGUAUCGUUUUGCAGAGAUUCGCUAUCACCGGCCAGAGGAGACGCACAAAGGGCGGACAGUGCCCGCACAUGUGGAGACAGUGGUUUUAUUUCUCCCGGAUGUGUGGCAUUGCCUCCCUACCCGCUCAGAGUGGGAGGCGCUGUCCCGCGGACUCAAGGAGCAGCUGGCAGAGAAACUCUUGGCUGAACGAAAGGAAGCAGAUGGAGAACAGGAGGAAGAGGAGAAAGAUGAAGAUGACUCUAAAGAAGUCACCACGCCCACCCAUUGGUCCAAACUUGAUCCAAAGUCCAUGAAGGUGAAUGAUCUGAGGAAGGAGUUGGAGAGCAGAACUCUGAGCUCUAAGGGACUCAAGUCACAGCUGAUCGCUCGUCUCACCAAACAGCUGAAGGUGGAGGAGCAGGUGGAGGAGUCUAAAGAGCCAGAGAAGCAAGAGCCUCCAAACACCGAGGAGGACGAAACCUGCAGGCUGGAAGAGGACAGAGAGGAGGAGGAGCGGAGGCGGCAGGAGGAGCUGGAGAGGCAGCGCAGAGAGCGGCGUUACGUUCUUCCCGACGAGCCCACCAUCAUCGUCCAUCCAAACUGGGCGGCCAAAAACGGCAAAUUUGACUGUAGCAUCAUGUCUCUGAGCGUGCUGCUGGACUACCGGCUGGAGGACAACAAGGAGCAUUCCUUUGAGGUGUCCUUGUUUGCAGAACUCUUUAAUGAAAUGCUGCAGAGAGACUUUGGUUACAGGAUCUAUAAGGCCCUAGCCUCCGGUCCCAGUAAAGAUGACAGGAAAGACAAGAAAGAAAAGGCAAGGAGAGAAGCGGAGCGGAGAGAGAUGAAGAAAGAAAAAGAAGAAGAGAAUGGAGAGCCUGUGGUGAAGAGAGCGAGAGAGGAAGAGGAGAAGAGGAAGGAGCGAGAGAGAGGGCUGAAAAAGGAAGAGUCUAAAGAGGAAGAGGAUAAUGAAGAUGAAGGCAGUAAUACGAAUGCAGAAGAGUACGACCCUCUUGAGGCUGAGGAUGCGGAUGACUACGAUGAUGAUGAUGACGAAGACUCUAAUGGACGGGACAGAAGAGAUGACAGGAGAGAGGAGAGGAAGUCAAAAGAGAGGUCGUCUAAAGAUAAAGAGGAGAGGAAGAAGCAGAUGGUGACCUAUAACAGGGAGCUGCUGAUGGCCUUUGUGUACUUUGAUCAGAGUCACUGUGGUUACCUGCUGGAAAAGGACUUGGAGGAGAUCAUAUACACACUGGGUCUACACUUGUCCAGAGCUCAGGUGAAGAAGCUGUUGAAUAAAGCUGUGAUCAGGGAGUCCUGCCAUUACAGGAAGUUGACCGACAGGCCUAAAGAUGAACCCAGUCCAGCGGGGAUCCUGGACAGUCAAAUAGACAACAUCUUAGGUAACCGCGCCCUGCUGCCAAGCGCCCAGGGGAAGCGGGAGGCCGCAGAGAACAGCGAAUCGGCCAGUCUGAUCGUGUAUAACGGAGCGAUGGUCGACGUGGGCAGCAUGCUGCAGAAACUGGACAAGAGUGAGAAAGGCAGAGAGGAGAUUGAACAGAAACUCAUGCAGCAGGAUGCAAAAAUGGAUGAAGAUGCUAAGCAUAUGGAGGAACUGGAGACGCUCAAUGGGAGUUUGCAGAAGGAGCUGGAGGAGUUGAGGAGUACGCUGAAAGAGACACAGAAAAGCCUGGAGGAGUCAGAGCUCCAGAAAAACACAUACCACGAACAGCUUCACAAAACCAACUCUCACCUUAGCAGCAUCAUGAACGACCUCCAGAGUGUUUUAACCAAGGGAAACCUCUCUGAAGAUGCAGACCAAAAAACUCAAGCUAACGGCUCAGAUGAAUGAACUGUUUUUCUUUUUCAUCUAAAAUGAAUGAAUUCUUUCUUACCAAACUGUAAAUAGGCACUAAACCAGAACCAUCUGAAGCUUGUUUUAUUUGUUAUUGUUUUUGUUUUUGUUUUGUUUUGUUUUUUUCCUCCACAUGUACAGAAUUUUACUGACCUGAGUUCGCUGUAACUCUGUGUUCUAUUCCAUCGUCACUGUUGCAUCUGAAAAUAACAC
This is a messenger RNA of Chanos chanos (milkfish), 3731 nucleotides long. It is a transcript of the gene ccar1, whose product is annotated as cell division cycle and apoptosis regulator 1. The record is from RefSeq and is a predicted model, not a curated record. Lineage: Eukaryota; Metazoa; Chordata; Actinopteri; Gonorynchiformes; Chanidae. Gene Ontology annotation, cellular component: nucleus. Gene Ontology annotation, biological process: regulation of DNA-templated transcription. The transcript has 25 exons. The coding region runs from base 87 to 3515 and encodes 1142 amino acids.